Molecule: messenger RNA, 3077 nt
Organism: Eurytemora carolleeae
Lineage: Eukaryota; Metazoa; Arthropoda; Copepoda; Calanoida; Temoridae
Exons: 16
Coding region: 36-2645 (869 amino acids)
Biological process (GO): nervous system process; signal transduction; monoatomic ion transmembrane transport
Cellular component (GO): membrane; neuron projection; synapse
Molecular function (GO): transmembrane signaling receptor activity; neurotransmitter receptor activity; extracellular ligand-gated monoatomic ion channel activity
Source: RefSeq, a predicted model, not a curated record
UAUUCCAAAAAUAUUUUAGAAAUUAAUUUGCAAAAAUGAUUUGUCUCUACCUACUACUGAUGUGUUCUGGAAGUAUAGCGGAAGAAUAUAUCAAGAUGAUAGAUUUUAGCAGUGUUGUGGGAGGGAAUGAUACUGCUACUCUUAAUGUUACAAUGGAUAAGGAAUUAUCUGGAGUGUUUUCUAUUUGUUUCUCCCAUCUUCAAAUGAAAAAUAUCUAUGGAACCUUGAUCCAAAUCCAGGAUAACACUGACAAUAAAUGGAUGACUUUAGCAUUCUACAUGGAAAAUAAAAAUGAAGCGAAUGAAAACUCCAUAACUUUAAUUUGGCUCAGGAUUGGAAGUAUAUCAGAAAGGGUGGGUGAUUUGGGUAAAAUUGCUUUGCCUAAAUGGUUUUUCUCCUGCUUGAAGAUUGACACUAAUCUUGGAACUUACAGCUUCAGGACAAAUGGAGUUAGUAUUGCUCAAAAUGUCUACCUUGACCAGCUGGAUAAAUUUUCUGCAACUCCAAAAUCUUUUUCAAAAAAUAUUAGGGUUGGACGAAUUGUAUAUAUUUCAGCUCAAAGUGUUUAUAAGUCCUAUAUUGGAAAUAUAAACAUAUUUGAUGGUACAGUAGAAAUAGAUAGUAUUGACUGUACUACGCCUGGAAACUAUCUAAGCUGGACUGACACAAAAUGGUCAUUUGCAUCAGGAAAUACUACUGAAGAAAUGACCAGGAAUUUAUCUGCAAAAAGUGUGUGCAAUUUGGAAUCAAGCAAUUUUCUUCUUGCCAUAAGUGCUCAAGCUACAUAUGAUGUUGCAGUAAAGAAUUGUAAAAACCUUGGUAAUGGAAAACUUCCAAGAUCAGAAUCAUUAGAAACCGGGCUGUCCUUAUCAGAAUCUUAUAAGUCAAUGAUGAAUUCCAGGAAAACCCUCUGGGCUCCAUACCAUGAUAAUGAGGAAGAAGAUGUUUAUCAAUAUGAGUAUGAUCCCACAGCAUCAGUAGUUCUAGAGUGGGUGCCAGGACAACCAAAUGGUGGAACAUCCCAGAACUGCGCACAAAUAUCAGCAUCUGUUCUUGGAUACAUCCUGGAUAACUACUGUACAUAUACCAGUAGUUAUCUUUGUGAAUUUCAGGAACUUGGAACACUUAAACUGAAAGGGCUAUGUUAUGAUAGUGUCAUUGACACAAUAUAUUCAGUAGUUAAUGAUGAAACCUUUAUAAAAUACAAUGGUUACAUUGAUACAGAUAUAGUUUACAACAUGGAGACACAACAGUGGAACAUUAUUUAUGAAGAGGAAAUAGUUGGAACAUCCUUGGCCUCUCAGGAGUCCUUGCUCCUAGGUAACUCUGACUGGUUAAUAUUUAACAACUCUGGAUGUUCGAACAACCAAGCAUACACAACAGAAAUCAAUCUAUCCUUCUGCACUAUGGAUGAGUUUAACUGUGGAGAUGGAGAUUGUAUAAGUUUGGAAAAAAGAUGUGAUGGACAAAUUAACUGUCCAGACAGCUCAGAUGAAGCAGAUUGUGCGAAGGUUGUAAUAAAUGAAGACUACAAUUCUAAUAUAAGUCCAUUGCCAAGUUCUAAAAAGAAGAAUGUUGAACUUAAAACUGACAUUGCAGUGUCAGUUGAUAUUCAAGACAUCAUUAGAAUAUCCGAGAUUGAAGGGGAGUUUGAGAUAAAAUCCCAUAUCUGGAUAGAAUGGUUUGAUCCAAGAUUACAAUUCAAAAAUCUGAAAAGGAACACAUUUGGAAACACUCUAAGUGAAGAAGAGGCAGAUUAUAUUUGGAAACCUGUUCUGAUUAUUGAUAAUAUCAAAGAGAUUGACAGUGUUCGACAUUAUAAAGAGGAUAAGAUAAGAGUUAAUGCAUCUAAGUAUGAAUACACAAACUCUGAAUAUACUGAUCUGAGAAACUCUCGAGUUUUUCAAGGAAGUUUGAAUUCUUUAGUUCUUGACAAGUAUUUAAGCACUUAUCUGAUCUGCAAUUUUGACAUGAGUUGGUAUCCAUUUGACAUCCAAAUAUGUUACAUCAACAUGACAGUUCUGGAUGAGGAUCAAAACUAUGUGAAUUUUAUCCCAAAUCAGCUGAUUUUAUCAACUGGACAGGGUAUGGUGACCUAUAGCGUAAUUUGCCUUGAAAUGACAAAAGUUGUUGAUGAGAAUAAUAAUGGAAUAGCCGUCGCAAUUACCUUAGGUCGUUCAAUAUCAACAUUCAUGGUCAUGGUUUUCUUACCAACUCUAGGCCUGGAUAUUAUUGGACAUUUGACAAACUUUCUAGAUGAAGAACAAAUAGAUACCAGGGUCAAUCUGAAUAUUACAGUUGUCCUGGUUCUCUCAGCAAUGUAUAUCGCAGUAAGUGAUUCUCUACCUAGAACCAAUAAUCUGAAAAUGGUAGAUCAAUGGCUUCUGUUUAGUUUGCUACUGCCUUUCUUUGAGCUAAUUCUUCAAGUUUAUAUCGACUGGGAGAGAAACAGGGAGGAAAUGCGUGUUGGGUCUGCUGGAAUGGGAACUGGAAGUUUUAAAAAAGUAUCUCAACAGUUCUCUGGUAGAAAAAGGAUAAAGUAUGUGUACUUUGUUCUCAUCAUUGUGAAACCUAUAAUAAUAGUUCUAUACGUAAUAGUUUUCUUUGCAACUGGCAUGGACAAAAGAAAAUCAUUGCAAUGCUAGAAUAUGAGGUGGAAGAAAUCUGGGUUGCGAAUGCGAUUAUAAUUCAAGGAAAAGCAAUUAAGGCUCAGUGUUGUCUUAAGUACAAGCAAUUUCAACAAUUUUAAGAAAAUGUAUUUUUAAAUUCUAUACUUUUGUUUGCUUUUAAAUUCACUUUUAAUUAUAUAUACCUUAAUAUUGGGGAGAGGAGUAAUUCACCCCAUGAAAAUAAAAAAAAUAUAAGCUUAUAUUUGUUUCCAAAUUCAAUUUAAAACUUAAAGAUGAGACUAAAAUGUUUCAUAUUUUUUUACUGAUAUUCUUGAACCCAAUCUCAAAUAGUUUAAGUGCAAAGUUGUAAUAAUCAUGAAUUUAGGGUGUGUACCUUAGUUUUCAGAAUUAGUUUCUUUAAAAUUAUUAAAUAACAAUGACAACAAAUAAAGUAAAAAUUAUACAGUA